AUGAUUUCGAAUCAGUUCGAGAGUAAAACGGACGAUGCUACCAGCCUUAACAUAGUAAUUGGAAAUGGUGUAUGGCAUGUUCUAAGCCCUUACAUGUAUUUGAAAAGUUCACAUACGUGCCCAAAGUUCUUUUCCUCUUUCCCGCGAAUCCCUCAUGAGGCAAUUGAUCUCAAGAAAAAGUUAUGGGUUAAGGGAACCGGUUCUGAAAUCCUAAAAAAGUUUACGCUCGUUUAG
This is a messenger RNA of Acaulospora morrowiae, 234 nucleotides long. Lineage: Eukaryota; Fungi; Glomeromycota; Glomeromycetes; Diversisporales; Acaulosporaceae. The record is from the annotation of a GenBank genome assembly.